This is a messenger RNA of Oncorhynchus tshawytscha (Chinook salmon), 1316 nucleotides long. Its product is annotated as dnaJ homolog subfamily C member 9. NCBI's taxonomy places the organism in Eukaryota, Metazoa, Chordata, Actinopteri, Salmoniformes, Salmonidae. The transcript has 8 exons. Gene Ontology annotation, molecular function: heat shock protein binding. The record is from RefSeq and is a predicted model, not a curated record. Gene Ontology annotation, cellular component: nucleus; cytoplasm. Bases 238 to 1002 code for a protein of 254 amino acids.
ACAUACGCAACAACAAAAAAAGAAGCGCGUUUACGCUACGUACACUCCGUUGACAGGACAGCGCGCCAAAUUUUGUAAACAAAGCAAGUGAAGCUUUCAACCAAAUAUCCACCAUUUUGAUAAAGAAGAAGGUUUCAAGGUCGCAGUUGUAAAUGAGAACUUGCCUCAACUGGCCUACCUGGUUAAAGAAAGUUUCAAUCGCAGAUUUCCCUUUUAACCUAAAGUUGAGAGAUCGGGAUGUGGCUACUCGACCAGUGUCAAGCACUGUUCAACACCUCCAGCCUCUAUGGGGUGCUGGGCGUUUCCAAGGAUGCGACAGACGCAGAGAUCCGACACAGCUACUACAAGGUGUCGCUCAGGGUUCACCCAGAUCGUGCUCCCGAAGACCUGCAGGCAACAGAGAAAUUUCAGGUGCUUGGGAAGUUAUAUGCCGUGUUGAGUGACAAGGAGCAGAGGGCAGUGUAUGAUGAGCAGGGACUUGUGGCUGAGGAAUCUGACUCACUGCAGCAGGACCAAUGCUGGGAGGAGUACUGGAGGUUGCUGUUCCCUAAGAUCACAUUGGAGGACAUCCAGGAGUUUGAGAGGAAGUACAAAGGCACGGAGGAGGAGAGGCAGGAUGUGAUGCAGAUUUACCUGCAGCACCAGGGGAACAUGGACGCCAUCAUGGCCUCAGCCCUGUGCUGCUCUCAGGAGGACGAGCCCAGGAUCACAGCCCUUAUACAGACAGCCAUCCAGGCAGGGGAGCUCACGGCCUACCCUGCUUUCACCCAGGAGAGCACCAGGAAGAAGAAAACACGCAAACAUAAGGCUGAUGAAGAAAGACAAGAAGCUGAGGAGAGGCAGAGAGAGAUGGGACUCAAUUAUGCUGAUGACAGUCUUGUAAUUAUGUUAAAGCAAAAGCAGAAGUCCAGAGAGCAGAAUUUAAACUCUUUCCUGUCUGACCUGGAAGCUAAAUACUCCAAGGGAGGAAAAGCCAAAGCAGGAGGGAACGGAAAAAAGUGAAGACUUCAAACCCUUGAAGGUAGAGGUUAAGUUGGACUUGCCAUUCGGGUCAUCCUACGAAAAUUGUCUUUCCUGUCCCCUACCUUAACCACCAGGAUAAACACGUAUGUUAGAUAAUGACAUGUUGUUUUAAUUUAAGUGUUUUGUUAAUAAAACAUAUGUAAAACAGAUAUUGCAAACUAUUUGUAUAUAGUGCGUUCAGAAAGUAUUCAGACCCCUUGAUUUUUUCCCCCCACAGUACUACUUUACAGCCUUAUUCUAAAAUGUAUUAAAAAACAUGUUUUUCCUCAAUCUACACAUAAUACCCCAUAAUG